Molecule: messenger RNA, 684 nt
Organism: Trichoderma asperellum CBS 433.97
Lineage: Eukaryota; Fungi; Ascomycota; Sordariomycetes; Hypocreales; Hypocreaceae
Molecular function (GO): acyltransferase activity, transferring groups other than amino-acyl groups
Source: RefSeq, a predicted model, not a curated record
AUGGCUACAUACAAGCUUGUGCCCAAUUGCACGGUAGACGAUGCCGUAGGUCUUGCCAACUCCAACAUGACAGCUUUUUGGGGCGAGCCUUGGUGGAACAUGAAUUGGGACAAGCCUCUCGCUGCGAUCAUCGAGUCUGCUUCGGCCAGAAUGCCAACCAAUCUCCUCAAAGACAGAAAUGUAAGACGGCAUCAGAAAGUCAUAGAUACGUCAACCGGACAAAUUGUCGGCUAUGCUAGAUGGAUAUUACCGGAGUCGCAUGCAGAUUCCUGGCUCGAUGCCCAAGUCCCAGACGUAAGUGAGCAGGACAAGGCUCGCUUCCAGACAGCCUUCGAGGCAGCAGACUGGGCCAUCCGACCCGAAGUUCACGAUUCAGAUGAUCUUGUUCUGGAGCAAUUUCAUAAGCAUACCCCUAAAGGGCCGUACAUGAAGCUCGAUUACCUGGGAGUGCAUCCUGACCAUCAUCGCCGAGGAAUCGGUAGCAUGCUUGUUAAGUCUGGUGUAGAACAAGGUGAUCAAUUAGGUGUAUAUUUGUAUAUGAUUGCCAUGGGGCAGAAAGCAGUCGACAUGUAUACGAAGCUGGGUUUCGAGGAGCUGGAUAGUCUAAAACAGGAUAUGACUAAAUGGGGCCGCGAUGGGAGUUAUGACACUUGGAUCUUGGUAAAGCAUCCCAGAAUCCAGUGA